Nyctereutes procyonoides (raccoon dog) is the source of this 2664-nucleotide messenger RNA. RefSeq names its product solute carrier family 27 member 5 (gene SLC27A5). Lineage: Eukaryota; Metazoa; Chordata; Mammalia; Carnivora; Canidae. Gene Ontology annotation, molecular function: fatty acid transmembrane transporter activity; long-chain fatty acid-CoA ligase activity; long-chain fatty acid transmembrane transporter activity. Gene Ontology annotation, biological process: bile acid biosynthetic process; ketone body biosynthetic process; long-chain fatty acid import across plasma membrane. The coding region runs from base 38 to 2101 and encodes 687 amino acids. Gene Ontology annotation, cellular component: endoplasmic reticulum membrane; endoplasmic reticulum. The transcript is spliced from 10 exons. The record is from RefSeq and is a predicted model, not a curated record.
ACUCUGUAGACACUUCUCUGAGGAGGGUGCUGGUGCGAUGGGCAUCUGGCUGCGACUAGCCUUUGUACUAUUGCUGCUGCAUGGCCUGCAGCAGCCUGCAUGGCCUGCUGCUGUGGCCCUGGCACUGCGCUGGCUCCUGGGAGAUUCUAUCUUCUGUGUGCUGCUUGGCCUAGCCAUACUGGCGCGGCCCUGGCUCUGUCCCUGGAUGCCCCACUGGCUGAGUCUGGCAGCUGCGGCCCUCACGCUGACUUUGCUGCCUGCACGGUCACCUCCAGGGCUGCGCUGGCUGCCUGCAGAUGUGGCCUAUAUCAUCAGGAUCCUCCACCUUGGCCUGCACAUCAGAGCACGCAUGAGCCACCAACCGCCCGACACUUUUGUGGAUUCCUUUGAACGGCGAGCACGAGCACAGCCGGGCCAUGCACCCUUGGUGUGGAAGGGGCCAGGGAGCCGCUCCUUCACUUUCAAGGAGCUGGACAACAGGGCAUGCCAGGCUGUAUGGGCCCUGAAGGCUGAGCUGGGAGGCCUCACGGACUUGCUUGGCGGGGAGUCAGCUGCCCUCUUGGUGCUGGAUUCCCAGACCAUUCCAGCCUUGGGUUUGUGGCUGGGGCUGGCCAAGCUGGGCUGCCCGGUGGCCUGGAUUAAUCCGCAUGCUCGGGGGGAACCUCUGGUGCACUCUGUGCUGAGCUCUGGGGCUCGGCUCCUGGUGGUGGACCCAGACCUCCAGGAGAACCUGGAAGAGGUCCUUCCCAAGCUGCAGGCAGAGAACAUCCGAUGCUUCUACCUCAGCCAGUCCUCCCCAACACCAGGAGUGGGGGCUCUGGGGGCAGCUCUUGAUGUUGCACCCACUGACCCUGUGCCCACUGACCUACGUGCCGGGAUCACACCACAAAGCCCUGCCCUGUUUAUCUACACCUCAGGGACCACUGGGCUCCCAAAGCCGGCCAUUGUCACACAUGAGCGACUGCUGCAGAUGUGCAAGAUGCUGUCCCUGUGUGGGGGCACAGCUGAUGACGUGGUCUACACAGUCUUGCCUCUGUACCAUGUGACGGGGCUUAUCCUUGGGGUCCUCAGCUGCCUGGAGCUCGGAGCAACCUGUGUCCUGGCCCCCAAGUUCUCUGCUUCUCGCUUCUGGGAUAACUGUCGGCAGCAUGGUGUGACUGUGAUCCUGUAUGUGGGUGAGGUUCUACGGUACCUGUGUAACACUCCACAGCGACCAGAGGACCGGACACAUACAGUCCGCUUGGCAAUGGGCAAUGGACUUCGGGCAGAUGUGUGGCAGUCCUUCCAGCAGCGCUUUGGCCCCAUUCAGAUCUUGGAAAUCUACGGCUCCACGGAAGGCAAUAUUGGCUUCAUCAACUAUCCAGGGCGCUGUGGGGCCCUGGGCAAGAUGAGCUGCUUUCUUCGAAUGCUGUCCCCCUUUGAGCUUGUACAGUUUGACACGGAGGCAGAGGAGCCUGUCAGGGACAAUCGGGGAUUCUGCGUCCCUGUGGGGCCAGGGGAGGCAGGGCUCCUGUUGACCCAGGUUUUGCGCCACCAGCCUUUCCUGGGCUACCGCGGGGCGCGAGAGCUGUCAGAACGAAAGUUGGUACGGGAUGUGCGGCGCAAGGGCGACGUUUACUUCAACACCGGUGACGUGCUGGCAAUGGACGAAGAAGGCUUCCUUUACUUUCGCGACCGCCUUGGGGACACCUUCCGAUGGAAAGGUGAGAACGUGUCCACGCGGGAGGUAGAGAGCGUUUUGUCACUGGUGGACUUCCUGCAGGAGGUGAACGUCUAUGGUGUGUCAGUACCAGGUUGUGAGGGCAAGGUGGGCAUGGCUGCGGUACAGCUGGCCCCCGGCCAGACUUUUGAUGGUCAGAGGAUGUACCAGCAUGUCCACACUUGGCUCCCUGCCUAUGCUGCACCCCAUUUCAUCCGCAUCCAGGACACUCUAGCGAUCACAAGCACAUUCAAACUGGUGAAGUCCCGCUUGGUGCGUGAGGGCUUCAAUGUAGGCGUAAUUACUGACCCCUUGUUCGUGUUGGACAACCAAGCCAAGGCCUUCCGGCCCCUGACAAUGGACAUGUACCAGGCUGUGUGCAAUGGAACCUGGAGACUCUGACCAUCUGGCCAGUCCACAUCUGAAGUGGUAGUGCCCAAUGCUGACUGCCACUCCCAUUGUGCAGGGUCACCUUCCCCUCAAACCUGGUAAAGGUCAUCAUGAAUCCCAGCCUGGUCAUAACUCCAGCUCCAGAGUGAGAUGACGCUAGGCCCAGUAGUGAGAAUAAACUUGGAUGUGUACACAGAUAUCUAUGUGUACAGGGGCCAAGGGCAGACAGCCCCAAGGUUGGUCACUUUGGCAUAAAGAUCAUUUUGUGUUAAAAGCAUUAAAACCCGAGCAAAUUCAGAAGCUCUUUCUCUCCCAAAAAUAACUAUGUUGAUAGGAAUCUAGCAAGGGCUCUUUGAUCACAUUCUUGUCUUGUUUCUGAAUGGCCCAAAGACUAUUUGUUUACCAAGUAUUUACUCUUUCAUCUUCCUUUAAAUUGCAUUCUUUCCUAUAAAAUUCCUAGACCUAUCUAUCUCAGUUCAGUAUAAUAUGUAUGCCUUAUUUUGCCUGUCUUUAGAAUUUUAUGGUUGUAUGCAUUCCCCAUCUGAACCAAAUUAAAUUUGAUAUUCUCCUGUUAA